Molecule: messenger RNA, 1161 nt
Organism: Cokeromyces recurvatus
Lineage: Eukaryota; Fungi; Mucoromycota; Mucoromycetes; Mucorales; Mucoraceae
Product: mitochondrial carrier domain-containing protein
Exons: 5
Coding region: 111-1025 (304 amino acids)
Biological process (GO): alpha-ketoglutarate transport; mitochondrial citrate transmembrane transport
Cellular component (GO): mitochondrion
Molecular function (GO): tricarboxylate secondary active transmembrane transporter activity
Source: RefSeq, a predicted model, not a curated record
GUUACUUUUUCCUCCCAUCUUCUUCCUCUUCUUUUAUUUUCCUCCCUUUUUUCUUUUACAAGAUAUCCUUCUCCCCCCCUUUUUUUUUCUUUUAAAAAAGAAUAAUAAUAAUGUCAUUAUCUGCAGCAAAAUUAACCACCACAACUAAUGACAAUGUAAUAAAAGUCAUUCCUGAAAAAAAGCCAAUUUCAUACCAAACAUUAUUACUUGGUGCAGGCUUGAAUCUAUUUGAAACUUCCUCUUUGGGGCAACCAUUUGAAGUUAUGAAAACACAAAUGGCAGCAAAUAGAGGACAACCAAUGUGGCAAGGAUUAAAGGCAAUCUACGCUAGAGGUGGUGUUCUUGGUUUCUAUCAAGGCCUAAUCCCAUGGGCUUGGAUAGAGGCAAGUACAAAGGGUGCAGUUUUACUAUUUACAGCGGCAGAAUUAGAACAUCGCUCUACUGUUGCUGGUGCCUCUCCGUUUGUAGCUGGCAUUAUUGGUGGUAUGGGCGGAGGUAUUGCUCAAGCAUAUAGUACAAUGGGCUUUUGUACAUUUAUGAAAACUGUUGAGGUCACUAGACAAAAAUCAGCUGGCACUGAAUCUACAUUUAAAAUUGCUGCAACCAUUUUUAAAAAAGAAGGUAUUCGAGGUAUUAAUAAAGGCGUAAAUGCAGUUGCGCUUCGUCAAUGUACCAAUUGGGCUUCGAGAUUUGGAUUUGCGCGAUAUGCUGAAGAUGCCAUUGUUAAAUAUAGACAUGGUGAAAAAGGAUUAGCUGAUAAUAUGGACAAGAUAUUGGCUUCUGCUUUUGCAGGUGCUUUGUCAUGUUGGAAUCAACCUCUUGAAGUUAUUCGUGUUGAGAUGCAGAGCCAAGUGAAAGCAGAAGGUCGUCCCGAUAAAAUGACAAUUAGUAAUGCUACAAAGUAUAUCUACAGUAAAAAUGGUUUGAAGGGAUUUUACCGAGGUGUGGUUCCUCGUAUUGGUCUAGGUAUUUGGCAAACCUUAGUCAUGGUCGCAUUAGGUGAUUACUUCCGUGCUCGUUUGUAAAGUAAUGCUAUGGUUGUUAGAUAAAACAUGUAAAGAUCUGUUUUACUAUUCAACAUGAUAAUAAAACACUCUUUUUUUUAUGCUAUCCUUCUUAUAUAAUAAAAAAGAAAAAGUGGAGCAUUUAUCUCAUUAUAAA